AUGACAACCAAACGAUCUCAACGCGCUAAAAAUUUGAACAAUAGAAGCGGAAGAAAAAUUGCAGAUUAUCAUGAACCAACAACGACCACUGACUCUUCUUCUCUCGAAGAUGACGAUAUCUGUUAUGAAGAUGAAAGUUAUUUCAAUAAUGAUAAUGGUGACGAUGAUUCCAUUUCUACUGAAGAUAAUAUUAAAGAAUUUCAAAAUAUUAUUGAUUUAGGAUUUCCAAUAUUUACAAAGGAAUUUAUUGAAUACGAUCGAGAAAAAAGAGAAUACGAACAAAACCUUGUUAAUAAAAACAAAGCAACAGCCAAAGAAAUUGAUUCGAUGCGUUCUAGAAUUCGAUUUUUGAAAUCAGAAAUUGAAGAUGUUAACAUCGAAAGCAAUAAACUUGAGCAAGAAAAUGAGAAGCUUCGUAAUAUUCUCAAGUCGUUAAAACUUGCAUUGAUUUAUUUGGAACGUGAAAUUAGUCCUACAGUGUGCUCUCCCAAAAUUAAAUUAGAUCCUAAUAUUGUUGUUGAUGAUGGUAGUGAUAUUAUAACCUAUGUUGCUGAUUUAAGAAAACGACUCAAUACCGGCUUGGAAAGGUUCACUUCUACCAAAACGGGUCAAAAUGUUCUUCUUGAUUGA
This is a messenger RNA of Entrophospora candida, 630 nucleotides long. The record is from the annotation of a GenBank genome assembly. Lineage: Eukaryota; Fungi; Glomeromycota; Glomeromycetes; Entrophosporales; Entrophosporaceae.